This is a messenger RNA of Lycium barbarum (goji berry), 1768 nucleotides long. RefSeq lists its product as uncharacterized. The transcript is spliced from 7 exons. The record is from RefSeq and is a predicted model, not a curated record. Bases 518 to 1630 code for a protein of 370 amino acids. Lineage: Eukaryota; Viridiplantae; Streptophyta; Magnoliopsida; Solanales; Solanaceae. Gene Ontology annotation, biological process: regulation of photosynthesis, light reaction.
AGUUAGGCCUUGUUUCAUCUGUUAGAUUCUUUUGUGGUUGGCAUGUUUUCAAAGACCUCAACCUCAAAACAAAUUUCAGGAGGUUAAAGAUAGAGUGAAGCCCUUUGAAUGCUGCAAUUAAAUGUCAAAGGACAAUUUCCUCUAAUGUACUUAUAAUGCAGACAUACCGCUACAUGCUAUACUAAGUUUCCUUUUCAGGUCUUCAACAGCUAUACUAAGUUAUGAAGUAAGUGUCAUACCAAGAUUCAACUUCCUGCCAUUUUCUUGGAGAGGAUUAUCAGGUCAGAUCUCCCAGUAAAUCUUCAAGCCUUGUCCUGUAGAGCUGAAAACAGUUAUCAAGGUGAUCGGAGUGUUUCCCUCACUUUUGCUGAUACCAAAGAAGAACCCGGUUCUUCCCUUAUUUCCUCUAAGAGAGAUAUUGAUAGUGUCAUAUCGCAUGAGAAUAUAUCUUCCAGUGACAAAUUAAAGGACAAGUUUGUCAAAGCCACUUUUGGCCCGUUGGCACCAGCUACAUGUGAUGCGAGUAAUAAUUGGGGAAUAUUUGGGAAAGAUUGCAGACUUGACAAGCCAUGUGUGGUGGAUGAGGUCCAUCUCUGAAGAUUUGAUGGCCUACUGUAUUACAGUAAAAGCUCCAGUCCGUGAAGUAUGGAAUGUCUUGACUUCUUAUGAAAGUCUUCCUGAGAUAGUUCCAAAUUUAGCAAUCAGUAAGAUCUUAUCACGAGACAACAACAAAGUUCGCACUCUUCAGGAAGGAUGCAAGGGUCUUCUAUACAUGGUACUCCAUGCACAUGUCGUUCUAGACUUAUCGGAACAUAUAGAACAAGAAAUUAGCUUUGAGCAGGUGGAAGGAGACUUCGAUUUUUUUCAAGGAAAAUGGAUGUUAGAGCAAUUAGGCAGUCAUCAUACCCUAUUGAAGUACACACUGGAGUCAAAAAUGCACAAGAAUUCAUUUCUUUCUGAAGCAAUUAUGGAAGAGGUCAUAUAUGAGGACCUUCCCUCAAACUUAUGUGCAAUCCGAGAUUACAUUGAGAAAAGAGAGACAGAGAAACCACUUGAGAAAUUUAACCAUGAUCUAUGCAGAGAGGCAUCUGUUAGUUCAUCAAUCAAGGAUUCAUCUGUUUAUUAUGAUAGGCCAGCUGGACAGAAUUCAGAAAGUAGUAGUUUAUAUUCACCUAGACAAAGACCGAAGGUUCGGGGGCUGCAGAGGGAUAUUGAAGUUCUCAAAGUUGAGCUCUUGGCUUUUAUAUCUGAACAUGGACAGGAAGGAUUUAUGCCUAUGAGAAAGCAACUCAGGAAACAUGAAAGAGUGGAUACUGAAAAGGCGAUUACACGCAUGGGAGGUUUUAGAAGAAUAGCUUCAUUGAUGGAUCUCUCUCUUGCUUACAAACACCGCAAACCGAAAGGUUAUUGGGAUAACUUGGAAAACUUACAAGAGGAGAUCAGUCGCUUCCAGAAGAAUUGGGGAAUGGAUCCAUCAUAUAUGCCCAGUAGAAAAUCAUUUGAACGUGCAGGUCGCUAUGAUAUUGCUCGUGCAUUAGAAAAAUGGGGUGGCCUUCAUGAAGUUUCGCGUCUUCUAACACUUAAGGCAUCCAAACAGACAAGCAAGCCUUGCCAAAGAGAAGAAAGUUGAAUUGUUAGCUAAUGAUGUAAAUUGUGAAACCAUAUUGUCUAAACCGUUUGUUGCACAAGAUGCAAAAAGAUGGCUCAUGAAACUCAAGGACUUGGACAUAAAUUAGGUGGAAUGAGUAUUGAAUUUUGUUUCACUAUA